Molecule: messenger RNA, 4204 nt
Organism: Oncorhynchus mykiss (rainbow trout)
Lineage: Eukaryota; Metazoa; Chordata; Actinopteri; Salmoniformes; Salmonidae
Product: sterol regulatory element-binding protein 2
Biological process (GO): positive regulation of transcription by RNA polymerase II; positive regulation of cholesterol storage
Cellular component (GO): nucleus
Molecular function (GO): DNA-binding transcription factor activity, RNA polymerase II-specific; protein dimerization activity; RNA polymerase II cis-regulatory region sequence-specific DNA binding
Source: RefSeq, a predicted model, not a curated record
CGCUGUUUGUAAAUGACGUAAGUAGUGGAAACAAGAUGGCGACGUCUAAAUUCUGAAUUAGUUUAUCUAAAUAGAAAUCGGCCUCUGGGGCAUUGUUGAGGUGUUACCUGUCCUCUGAUAGUUUAAUAAACUUAGAGCUAAGAUAAAGUGACGUUAUGCGUUGUUAACGCUUCAAAGAUCUCUGGACAUCUUGGUUCUUUCCUUCAGCAACCUCCGGUUAAAGCCGGGGAGGCGAAGUUCUGAAUUUUAUUAUGGACAGUAACGUUAGUGGGGAGUACAUCUCGACCAUGGAAAAUAUGGAUCCGACUUUGUCAGAACUAGGGGACGAAUUUACACUGGGCGACAUCGAUGAGAUGCUCCAGUUCGUCAGCAACCAGGUGGGGGACUUCCCCGACCUCUUUGAGGACCAGAUGGCCUCUGCGGGCUCCCUACAGAACGGUGCUGGGGCCACCCCACGCCCACCCCCUCAAGCCCCACAGACACCCCAGACCACUACCACAGUUUACCAGAAUAGCAACGUGACCCUCACCCCCACCCAAACACUGGCCCCCCAGUCCCUGCCCCUCACCCCACCACAGACCCCAGUCCAGACGUUCUCUUCAGGGCAGCAUCAUAUCCGCGCCCCUCCCCUGCUCCAGCCCCGGCCCCAGAUGCAGGCCAUCCAGCCUCAGCCCCAGCAGCAACCCACCAUCCAGGUCCACAGCCAGAGCAUCCCCAUGCAGGCGCAUAGCUUCCCUGUGCACACCCUGGUCCAGACCCACAACCAGGCUCUGCCCAUCCAGACCCAGGCCCAGACGGUGAUGAUCACAUCCAGCGGUGGCCAGUCCCGCUUCAUCCAGAACCCUGUCAUCUGCCACCAGAGUCCCACUACAAGCUUCCAAGUCCUCCAACCGCAGAUGCAGAGCAUAAUGACAUCACCACAGGUUCAACCCAUGACCAUCCAGCACCAGAGACUACUGCAGACGGGCCAGACCAUCCAGACUCUCUCCACCGCUCCUACAGUCCACACCAUGCAACAGCAGGUUCAACAGGUACCCCUUCUGGUCCACCAGCCUCAGAUUCUGAAGACCGAGAAUCUGGUUCUGACCACCCUGAAACCUGAUGGGACACAGGUUCUGUCCACCAUGCAGAACCCUGGGAUCACCACCUUGACCCAUCCUAUCCAGACACAGACUCUACAGGUACCGACUCUGAUGGGCAGUAACAUCCUGACCACUGUGCCUGUCAUGAUGGGGGGCGGAGACAAGCUGCCCAUCAAACAGCUGUCGUCAGGCACCUCCCACUGUGUAGGUGGGAACAGGCAGGUGAUGGACCACGGGAUGGGAAUGGUGAUGGGUCCAGGGGGGGUGAUGAAGGAGGGGGAGAGGAGAACCACCCACAACAUCAUCGAGAAGAGGUACCGCUCCUCCAUCAAUGACAAGAUCCUGGAGCUGAGAGACCUGGUCAUGGGCGGCGACGCUAAGAUGCACAAGUCAGGAGUGCUGAGGAAAGCCAUCGACUACAUCAAAUACCUGCAGCAGGUCAACCACAAACUACGGCAGGAGAACCUGGCCCUCAAGAUGAACAGCAAGAACAAGUCAGUGGUGCUGUCUGACGAUGUGGAGAUGAAACCAGAGAUGCUGAUGAUGUCACCUCCAGCCUCAGAGUCUGGAUCAGGAUCUCCUCGUGAGUUCUCUCCAUACUGCAUCGACUCCGAGCCUGGCAGUCCCUUACUGGACCAUGAGCAGGUGAAGAGUGAGCCUGGCUCACCCUCUUCUGUAGGAGUGAUGGAUCGCUCUCGUCUCCUCCUCUGCGCCCUCACCUUCUUCUGCCUCUCCCUCAACCCCCUGCCCUCUCUCCUGGGAUCUGAGGCCCAGAGCAGCUCUAGCUUGACCUCUGCACACGGAGCCUCCAGGACACUGUUCUCAUUACCCAGCCAGACCCAGAACUUUGCGACCUGGCUUUGGUGCCUGUUGCCAUGGUUGACGGUGUGGAUUUUGAGCGGUGUUGGGGCAGUGUGGGGCUGUGUUAGGGUCCUCUACCUCUGGGAGCCUGUCACCCCCCUCCACUCGCCCAAAUCAGUCUCCUUCUGGAGGCAGCGUAAACAAGCAGACCUACAUCUCAACAGAGGUGACUAUACAGCAGCCGUGGCCAGUUUGAAAACCUGCCUGUCAGUCUUGACCAGAGCCCUGCCCACCACCAGUUGGGACCUCCUCUUCUCCCUCUCCUGGAACCUAAUUCGCUACUGUCUGCAUCACCCCACCCCUCUGGGCUGGCUGGUUCGCCAGGUUGGUGGGAAGCACAAGGGGGAGGAGUCCAAGACCAGCUCCCGGGACGCAGCUCUGGUCUACCAUAGGCUGAGCCAGCUGCAACUCACAGGGAAGCUACCCCAGAGCAGUGGCCUGUGGGCUCUGUCUCUGUCUAUGAGUGCCGUCAACCUCAGUGAGAGCGCCCAAAGCAAGAUGGCCCCCACCCAGCAGGCCCAUAUCUAUGUCACCGCGGCAACAGCUUUGCGCACUGUACUGGGCCACCACCUCUCCUGCCUGCCUGGUUACCUUUUGAGCUGUGCUGAGGGUGUGGCCAGCCAAUCAGACUCCAAGCCCAUCCCUGACUGUUUGCACUGGCUCUUCACCCCAUUGGGCAGGCAGUUCUUUCUCAGCUGUGAUUGGUCUGUGAAGUCUGAGAGCAGAGAGGGCGUGUACACUUCCCAGAGAGACCCAGCUGACCCCAUCGCCCAGCUGCAUCGUUGUUUCUGUGAGAAGCUGCUGGAGAGAGCUGUGCACUCCCUCAUCCAGCCCCACACUGACACGGAGGCAGACAAGCCCAAGAACGACUCGGGGGAGUUCUCCAGUGCCUUGGAGUUUCUCCAGCUAUUGAACAGCUGCACAGAGGAGUCCUCCUCACCUCCCUUCCCAGCCCCACCUAAUCACACCACCAUGCCAGUGGCAGACCCAGUGAGUCGCUGGUGGGCAUUGGUCCUAAAGGCUGCUGCCCAUUGGCUGCAAGGAGAUGAUGUCGCUGUGAGGUCGCUGCUGGCAGAGGCAGAGCGCAUGCCCAGAGCUCUCCAUACCCUCGAUCAUCCGUUGCCCAAGGCUGUGCUGCUGCUGUGUAAGGCGGUGCAGAUGAGCCUGUCUCCUCUGAAGGGAGAGGGGGCGGUGGCCUGUCUGUCUCACUGCGACAGGGCCAGCAGCUACCUGCGCACCAGCAUCUCUGUUCCCCUGUCCACCCAGUCUGGCAACUGGCUCAACAAGGGGGUGGAGCUCCUGGUCUGUGACCUCUUGCUGACCCUCAGGACCAGCCUAUGGCAAAGAGGAAGCAGCAGCAAUGGGGAGCCAGGCCCCGCCUCUAGCUCCCAAUUGGCGGGAUUCCAGCGGGACCUGAGUUCGUUGCGAAGGCUGGGCCAAUGCUACAGACAGGCACAACACAAGGUGUUCCUACAUGAGACCACAGUGAGGCUGAUGGCUGGAGCCAGUCCCACCCGUACACACCAGCUACUGGAGCACAGCCUCCGACGCAGGACCAACACCCCUGGAUACACCACGGCUGAGGGUGACUGUGUUCUGGGUGAGCGUGAAAGGGCUCAUGCCAUCCUGCUGGCAUGCCGCCACCUACCCUUACCCCUGCUGACACCACCAGGGCACCGCGCCCGCCUGCUGGCCGAGGCCAAGCGCACCCUUGAGCGUGUGGGCGACCGCCGCUCCCUACAGGACUGCCAGCAGAUCCUGCUCCGCCUCAGCGGGGGCACCACCAUCGCGGCCUCCUGAUGAUUCUCCCUCAGACAGAUCUCAAAUCAGUUAGACCCACACAUAUUAACCCUGACUUGUGAUCUACUCACUCAGAGUCCCGAUCAGUGGUCAGUGAUGAGUUAUUCUCCACCACAUAUUAGAAAUUAGCCCACUCAUACAGAUCCCAGAACAGUCACCUAGCCCUAUAGACAUAGCACUGAUAAAUUACUAGUCAGCCAUUUCCACAUAGCAUCUAAUAGUCAACAACGCGAACAGUCGUAUCUCAUGGACAUAUCACUAUACAGGAGAGAUACCAAAAGGGACCUUCAAUCUUCACACUGCCAACCUGAACAUUGACUACGGUUAACAUUCUGGCAGUGUCAUAUUUAAUGUCACACAGGCCUAACAAACACACCCCCAUAUCCUCACAGAAGGAGAAUGUAUAUAAUGCAGCCCAUACACUGGACCACUGCACAUGGUUUCUCACAUGCUCACUGGUA